GGGGCGGCGCUUACUGCGGCCUUUAGAGAAAAAAAACCCCGAAGCCACCUAGAUUUUUUCAAUGGAAACCGCCCAGGUUUAUUCUAUGCAUUAUUAAAUAAUUUACUUUACAAAUUAUAUCUCGAACACUGACAUCUCUAUAGACGGUGUUAUUGUUUCCAGAAGCGAUUCAAAAGGAUUAAAGCAGCAAUGGAGGAGGUCCAGCAGAAUAACCGUAAUGGCUCUGAGUCCCAAACCAUUGCCAUCCCCACAACUAUAACUGCCUCCCACAUAUCACAGAUUGCACAGAUGUCUCUGGGUGGGAAUCCAGUGACUGUGGUUCAGCUGCCCAGCGGUCAGUUCCAGGUUCAGAGUGUGAUUCAGUCAGCGCAGUCAUCGGUUAUCCAGUCUCCACCGGGACAAGCACAGGGUCAAGGAUCUGAUAGUGAUGAUUCUCAGGAUUCAAGCGACAGUGGAGCAUCUAACCAGAAGUCAAGAGAGAUCUUGGCUCGGCGCCCAUCCUACAGGAAGAUUCUAAAUGAUCUAUCAGCUGAGGAAGUGGCAACUCAGAACGAGGGAGAAGAGGAUUGCUCCACCUCUUCUGCCAUAACAAGUGUUUCACUUCCUACACCGAUCUACCAGACAAGCACUGGCCAAUAUUUUGCGAUUUCAUCCAAUGGCUCUCUGCAGCUGGCCAGUACUGGUUCAGAGGGUGUACAAGGCCUGCAGACUCUCACCAUGACCAACUCGAACCCAACCCAGCCAACUAUACUGCAAUACGCUCAGACCGCCGACGGACAACAGAUUCUGCUGCCUAGUAACCAGGUGGUGCUCCAAGGUGCAGGGGGAGAAAUGCAAGCUUAUCAGAUCCGCUCUUCUUCCUCCUCGCUGCCUCAGACUGUCGUCAUGACAUCACCCGUUAUCAGCUCUCAGGGCAAAAGCAAUGACCCGCAAAUGAAGAGAGAGAUACGCUUGGCGAAGAACAGGGAGGCAGCCAGAGAGUGUCGCAGAAAGAAAAAGGAGUAUGUGAAGUGUUUGGAGAACCGUGUGGCUGUCCUGGAGAAUCAGAACAAGACUCUUAUCGAGGAGCUCAAGACAUUAAAGGACCUGUACUGUGUUAAAACUGGCUAGUGGGACAUCCAUUCAAUCAUGCUAAUGGGACUUUGCUGGCAGACCUGUCUGCCUAUGUGCUUAUACAAACACAGACACAGGGACUUUUUUUUUGACAAAGGGGAUACAUUAAAUCCUCAUGUCAAGUGCUUGUUUUUAUACAACUCAUUUUUUAACUACAGCAUAAGAAUAAUUGACCAGAAACAACAGCAAUUAUUAUGCUUUUCAGAAUAGAUGGAAAGAGGGUAACGCUGUUCCAUUAACAUUUUUAUUUGCAGUCAUAAGAUGUUUAUAUUUGUGUAUGUAUCUUGUGCAAGCAUUGGCACGUCUACACUGGGAGAUCUUGCUUUAUUCUUGACCCAUUUGGUUUCCAGGGAAUAUUGAAUGUUAAUUUUAUUGAAUAGCUGAAUUUUGCUUUAUCCAAAAUAGAAGACUGGUAUUUUUACACCUGAUCUCAGAUGCGCUUGUAUGUAUGAAAAUUGUGAUGCAAUUGUGUUUUUCAUGAAGUCAUGCAAGCUGCGUUCUUUGCUUUUUUGCUAUUUUCCCCUUAGAAAGCUCUGGUAUUCUUAUCCCCAUUCCGUAUUUUAUUUUAGUGAGUUUUAGGGAGACAUUUUCUACAGAGACUGAAGCAGAAUUUAAGGUGAGGACUUUCAGCUUUACUAUUAUGGAAAAGAUGAAACAGCGGUAGGUUCAUUUAAGGCUUAUUCUAGAUUGAUAGACAAAAGUCCUUUCUAGUCCAGGUCUUUGUAAUAAGUCUGACCGGUCUUUAAGCCAUGUACACUCUUGGGUUGGGGCCGUUGUUGGUUUUAGCAGAGUAAUAGGCCUGAGGCUUUACCACUGUAUAUAAGCCAAGCUGUUAAAAGACAAUCAAAUCAGGGAGUACACGAUGAAAAAGACAGUCACUUGUUUUUGCUAAAGUGAAUCUAAAUAAAUAUUUUUCCAGCCUU
This is a messenger RNA of Carassius carassius (crucian carp), 2036 nucleotides long. RefSeq names its product cyclic AMP-dependent transcription factor ATF-1-like. Gene Ontology annotation, molecular function: DNA-binding transcription factor activity, RNA polymerase II-specific; protein binding; RNA polymerase II cis-regulatory region sequence-specific DNA binding. Gene Ontology annotation, biological process: regulation of transcription by RNA polymerase II. Lineage: Eukaryota; Metazoa; Chordata; Actinopteri; Cypriniformes; Cyprinidae. The record is from RefSeq and is a predicted model, not a curated record. Gene Ontology annotation, cellular component: nucleus; ATF4-CREB1 transcription factor complex. The coding region runs from base 190 to 1110 and encodes 306 amino acids. The transcript is spliced from 8 exons.